Molecule: messenger RNA, 4277 nt
Organism: Amoebophrya sp. A120
Lineage: Eukaryota; Dinophyceae; Syndiniales; Amoebophryaceae
Source: the annotation of a GenBank genome assembly
AGUGUGACAACUUCAGUGGACCAACAAGCAGCUAACACGACCCUUCAGAAGAUCGCUCAUCUGUCUCCUCUUUGUUCUCAUCCGAAGAUUUGUUUUCCCCCUUCUGAACCUCAAAUUCGCUCAGUGAACCAAGCUCGUCCUUUCGAACAAGAAGUGCUUCUAGCUUUACACCUCGAUCAUCACCUUCUACUAGGGAAGCAAAAUGGUUGGCGCUCGUAAUAUGUGUCGGAACAAGCAGAUGGGAGGCCUUGCGGUCCUUCUCGCGACGGAGAUCAUGAUGUCCGGGACCACGAUGGUCCGCGCUGUCUCUGUGCAGCACAAGGUGGCGGCUACGAAGACGACCAGCAAAGUUGGAAAGACGAAAAAAACGAAGACGCAGUAUCCUACAGAACAAAAGUAGACCCGCCAUACAAGAUGAAAAAUAUGAUUUGUGGUUGUGUUGCUGAGAGUAAGUGACUACUGCGGAGACGACCCACAGAGUAGAGACAAUUAUCAGACAUGCAGAAUACAGUUUGUAAUGCCUUGCUAGUUGUAGUUGGCAUGGCGACUAGAGAGGUGCCAAAAAACGUUGUUAAUAUGCUAAAAAGACCGCCGUUUAUCCAAUUUGUCUCUGUGACGCUAAAAUCCGAAACACGACUUGAAAUUCAUUCUAGUACUACGGCUGUGCUUUUCUGUAGGAUACGCAAGUGGGAAAGAAGAUGUCGGUGGAAAUGCACAAAAAGGAGAAGUGCGACGGUGGCGCGGCCGAGGACAGUGCCACUACUUCAUCCGCAAACACAACUUAUCCUAAGUGAAAACGUGGCCCCGCCCCAGAGGUGAUCUCAUGCAGAUUUGCAUCUAUCAGGAUCAGGAACAUUUGUAAAAAUGCGCAUCCCCAUGAGAGGCGUCCCUACUAGUUUUGUUUUGGCUUUUGUAAUGCUGUAAACAGGCUUUGUGACGCGGCUGUCCUUGCUAACCUGCAGCUGCACUACGCUAGCUACAGAUAAUCACGUAAUGCGAUGCAUGACUCCCAAUCCCAAACCUUCUGGAUGUCGAGGUGUGUUGCAAAGUUCUCAUCAUCUUCACUUAUGGGAUGGGGACGUUUUUGCACAGGAUCAAAAUGCGUCUGGUGUUUACGAGGACAAUAUCGAGGCGGCUCCUGCGAAACCCGACGGCGUCACUGUCACCUAUGACGUUGACGAAGAGUGGAAAUUCGUGCACCACUCCGUAUCGUACAAAAAACUGCUUCAGUGUGAAGAUUGUGAUGCUGCAAGAUUUGCAUCACAAGUUUGCUCUACAUGACAAAGAAAUAUUUUGCAUUGCGCGCCUCCUUAGGGAAAACACGCUUGAAGGUCGUCCAAUGUGUUGCAUGUGAAGAAAGACAACCAAGUCUGUCUCUGUGUAUCACUUUCUACAUCACACGUUUACAGUGAAACAGUUUUUUUUUUGCGAUACUCCGCGAAGCUGGUCCAUUUCAUGAUGGGAACCUUAUCCUACAGAAAAGCAAAGCACACCAAUACCAUUAUAUUAGGACGUAGUCUACUUUUAUUAUUAUUGUGCAAGUAUACAGAGAACCGGCUACUUCUGUCCUCUGUUCUUCAGGAUCUUCACAAUCUUAUUGCCACCUCUCUGAUUCCUUUUCUAAAUCAAUGCUUUAGUACAUUAAUAUGUCGGCAGAGGCUAAAUCAUAAUCCGUCUGUUGAACUGAUUCUGUCCUAAACCCAACUCCUCGUCAGCGAGAGCAAGAGCAGUGAGUAGAUGGUCACUACUUACUUCUAGUUCCACUUCUGUGAUUGUGAUUCCUUUUCCGCAUUUUUCACGUUUCAGACAGGCUUUCGGCUAUCUCCCGGAUCAGCACGUCAAGGUUUUUGAUUAUGUGCGCCAUAACUUCUAAGAUAAGGAGCAACAUGGUACGGGUGUGUUUUUCUUUGGGAUAGAGACCGAUCCUUUUUGACGACAGCACGUUGAAGCCGGAGUCGUCCAGCUUCGUCCAGGCGGGAGCGGGAGUUAUCGUGGGUAAUAAAAACUACGCACUCAUCCCAAACUUGUUUGCAUGCGCACGAGCACGACUUGUUGUACAUCUACAUACUGGUACGUGAUGACUUGUGUGGCACCCAGAAACGCAAGAGACGGUAGAAGUUUCGGGACUUGAUGUUGGCGUUGGUUUUUAUUACACAGGAUAUUAUUCUCCAUCUCCUCCGAGGCGGAAUCGGAGCCCGCGGUCGAAUUUGCGAAGCGUGUGGAAGCGCACUACACCAACGACAAAAUUUCGGUCGGUGCACAAGUUCUUCGCGAUGCCCUCGUCGCUGAGUUCACGAAUGACGACGUUCAGGCGGCAUCAGACGACGACAGCGAGCAAGAGCUGAAGAGCGAAAUCAUGAAGCUACAUGCUCCCCUCAUGGUCGGCGCGUUCUUCCACGCGAAAUUCCAGGAAGUGCACACCGUGGGCGUCGAAAAACUGGUCACGGAAAUUGCCUUGGCAGACAAAAGCGACGUGAUCAACGCUGGGGUCGACGCGGUUAAGACGUUUGUCCAUGGUGUGAAAGACGCCAUGCUCUUUUUCUUUGAGUUCAUGAGCUUGCCAUUGUUCACAGGCGACGAAACCACAAAUGUCGCCGAAACCCUAACCCUGUUUCAGCCGUUCAGAUUGUUUGUCGACGAAGUGAAACAAGCCACUCUCGGGUUUUCCGACGAAGUCGACACACUCACAACUGAUGUUGGCCUACUCAUGCAGGUGAUUUUCAAGGCGGCGGCGUUUGUCACACUCGCUACCGCCGCGCUCGUGACGCUACUGGUUACUCUCUACGACAACCUCGUCAAGAGCAUCCUCAUUCCUUUUUUUGCAAAACUGGUGGAAAUCUCGACCGUCGUUGCGGCUAACCGAACACCCAUGCAAAACGUCUUUUUCAACAUAUCGAAGUGAAAAGCGCCCCUACCCCAGAACGAAAGAGUGAUUGCAAAGCAAAGUUUUCCACAAGAGACUUGUUGUUGCUGCAUCUUGCUACAACUGCAUGAAUGUAUGCGCACUACAUUUUUUUUUUGUCGCAUAAAUGUUGCGAAGAAUUGCGAUCGUGAUAAUCGAAACGGGAUUUGUCAUGUAAAGCUGAGGGCGGCACUGCGUGCUUGCCGUUGCCUAAGCCUAGGCUUUCUCGCAUGAAGAAGCUGUCGAACAGAAGAGUUGCUUCCACCUCUCCUGCACCUACAAAAAGUUUCCGUCUGGAAGCUUGCCUGCCAUAUGUGCUGGGACCGCGGUCCUUGACGAAGGGCCAUCGCCAUGCUGCGAACCUCGAGCACCAGGAAAAACAGACUUCGCAACGCAAAUACUCCUUCAAUAGUAAUGCGCGGCCGGGGCACUUUCCAAUGUCAUAUGUCUACGCGACUGGCAAGUUUGCCACCGACAUGAGCGUCAUUUUUCUAAGCCACCAGGCUUUCAACGAGAAAAUCGACACGUGGGUGACCGCCGCGGUCGCUGAGGGCGGUGGAGUGGCGCCCACGCAAGCAGACUUCGACGCUGAGAAGGCUUCCGUCGUAUUCUUUGUAAAGACAUCCCGCACGAAGAAGAUGAAUCGUUACAAAACUCAAUUCCGUAAGCGCCUCCUGUAGCUGUAAUUGUAAGUAGGAGAUGACUUCGACUUGCAUAAUAAAUUUGUAUUCGGCUUAUCAUGAUGUAUGAUAAUUUUCUUGGGCAUAACACGUUUGAAAGACUUGCGCAUCAAAGAGAAACAAUAAAAGCGCUUUUUUACUUCGGAUGUUGUGACUAGCACAGAUGUGCCGUAGUGCGGACAUUUUUGGUUUUCAUAUGUGACGGAAGCGGCCGAGGCGAAAAUGAAAGAGGCAGCGGAAUAUGGAGGUCAAUGCGGUGUUAGACAUUUCUGCGUUCGUGCAUCAAUAAAGGCUGAAAUUUCUUGAAACCUAGCAACCCUUUUGGUAUCGAUGGUUUCCUGCCUCAUGAUACCGAGGUACUUGAAAAUAAAAGUACCGGAAGUGCCGGCUUCGCAUCUACUCCGGCGCGCAUCUUCACACUAUUCCUAUUGUAAUUGUCAACAUGACCAUAAUCCAAAAGGACGCACUUCGAAAGGAGUGGCUUGCGCUGGUCGACCACAUGCGCAUUGCGAAGAUCGAGAACAACAUCGAAAUAGAAAUUGCAACGCUUUGAAUUGUAACACCACAGCUGAGCGGGCCAUACGUACUCUGUCACCGCUGCCUCGUCCUUUCUGGAGGCGGUGGCUGCUGCUCCCGCCGUGGCUGAACCUCGGACAAAAACUCAAGCUGCCAGAGACGUUGUCAUUGCGGUUUGA